GCAACAGCACAGGUUUGUGUGUUUUCUGUACUUCAACUUGUUGAAUACUAGCACCCUGCCCUCUGCGAGGAGUGCUCAGUGUUCAAGGUUCAGGAAGAUAACAAGAGGUGAGUCGCUGACGCAUAGCUCGUGUUAUGUUACCAAAGGCUCAUAUCAGAUUACCGCAGGCAGCAGGUUGGGUGAAACCGUAGCUGUGUUUAGAUCGCCGUGGCUCGAACAAACCAGGAACCGGGACUAACAGAAGAGUUUUAAAAGAAGCUAAAGAAGCUAACAGAGAGCCUCCCAUCGUUUUACACGGAGCAUUACCAUGGGUAAGACGACACAACACUCUCUGCUGCUUUUGCUUUAUCUGUCCGGACUUGUUCACUGUUCAGCUGCCUUCCUCUUAUGGACAGCCGUGGUGGAAAUAAGCUAUGUAAACAACGACAAUGAGACCGUGGACAAAUAUUGUGACUGUGGGGUGUAUGGUCAAAACUCUCCCGUGGUGAAAGCCUCAGGCAUUGUCACACUUCCCCAGGGAGACCCCAAAGGCUGCGGCCCGGAUCACGUCUACAACCGCAACACCAGUUCACCCACCUGGAUAGCCCUGGUUAAAAGGGGCAACUGUACCUUCAGUGAGAAGAUCAAUGCUGCCAAACGUCAAGGAGCAGCCGCUGUGGUGGUAUAUAAUGUGGAUGGCAGUGGCAACAGCACCACACACAUGGCACACUCGGAUGCAGCUGGUAUUGUGGCUAUCAUGAUUGGCAACACUCAGGGCAUGGAGGUUGUCAGGCUGGUGAAGAAUGGGACAGACGUACAGAUGCUUAUUGAAGUAGGCCGCCCUCAUGGACCCUGGAUGGACACCUACUGGCUUUACUUCCUGUCCAUUGCCUUCUUCAUUGUGACGGCAGCAUCAAUUGCCUACUUUGUGUUCAUCUCUGCAAGUCGUCUCUACAAUCUGAGCAUGCACAGGCGCACUGAGAAGAGGCUGAAAACUGAGGCUAAGAAGGCGAUUAAGCGUCUACAGGUACGCACACUCAAGAGACAGGAUGAGGAAACUACCUCUGAAUCCCAUAUGUGUGCCGUGUGUAUCGAAUCCUACAAGGCAGGCGAAGUGGUGACAGUGCUAACAUGUGACCACAUCUUCCAUAAAGCCUGCAUCGAGCCCUGGCUGCUGGAGAGGAGGACCUGCCCCAUGUGCAAGUGUGACAUCCUAAAGGCCCUGGGUGUCGAGGAGGAGACAAAAGAGAGCCUUUCUGCGGAUACACCGCCAGAUGUCACUGUGAUCACAGUGGCAGGGGGAGAAAUCCUCUACGAAGUCCCACUGACUGACCCAGCGAGCCCUGACCCAGAGAGACAUCAACAUCGCUAUGACAACAGGGCCUUCGAGGGAGACUCAGAGGCUGCGAGGGGAUGAACAACAGCAACGGAAACCAAACAGCAACUAACCAGGACACAGUCAAAUUCCCUGUUUGAAAUAGAUCUUUUUCUUGGAUACAUUGAACAAGCACACUGGAAUCAAGCUAUAAUCUUCCAACAGGAGAAACACUGUUCAUCGUGUAAUAGAGGCAUGCUAAAAUAGAUUUCAAAAAAAAUAUUCCAAUAAUUUGAAAUGUUAAUGGCCCUUGUGUAAUUAGCUUGGAUGCCAUUGCAUUAUCUUUGUAUCUGUCUGGGUUCAAGUAUCUAAUUAUCGGUAAUUAUUGAGUGUGUUCAUGAAGUUACAUUUCGAUGGUUUGAAUAGAUUCUUAAUACUAAGUAGUGAUGCCGGUGUCAAAUUUCUGUUUUGCUUAGUGAACACACUGGCUAGGGAGGAAGUGCAGCAAAGCAUUUGAGUAUCUGUUUGAAAUCAAGGCCAAAUUUCCUGCAACAAAAGGCUUGCAAGCUUGCAUUGCUCACAGUCCCUCAUAUUUAAACAUUGUCUUUUGAAUUCAGAGCAGAAUUUAUUUCUCUUAAUUCAGUUGAUUUGAAUAAUUUUGUCUUUCUUUCUGAUCUUUUAAAAUUGGAAUAUGUUUUUCCAUUUCUUUUUGUCAGGUUACCAAGCUGGAUUUUCAAACACACCCUUAUUAACACACCAUUGACUGGAAAUGCAGCAUGACAGACAUUGCACUGUGAUGAGUUAAUAACAUCGCCUGAGGGGCUCGGACUCUUUAGAGACAUGGUCCACGGGAGCAUGUUUACCACAUACCAAGUCCUUUAAAAUUUGUUCGCCGGUCUAUAGCUACUUUUGGGAACAGAAAUUUCCGCAGAAAUAUGGCAAUGCAAUAAAUUUCAUAGGGAACUGCAGAUGAUAUACCUGCAAAAAUUUUAUCUUGACUGUUAAAUAAGAGAAAAUGAUGUGUUCUGGUUUUUGAAAUUUUAUAUAUUGAAACUGAUUUAUCAAUCAUGAAGUUCUGUCUUUUAAUAUAAAGGUAAUACAUAAUAUACAGUAUGUAUAGUCCUUUUCCUCCUCUAAGCAGUUGAACGGUUUCAUGUGCAAGCACCAAUUGUUAUUUUUGAACAGGUCUUCCAGGUUUUCCUUCGAAUUAUUUGGAAUGUUUUCCCAAUCCCUGUGGUCUACCUCUGAACUCUCACAUGGGUAAAUUAUGGAAAUAUUUUUAAGAGACUGUGUCCCUCGGUAAAUGAUAAAGUUAAAGAGUUAUUUCAUUUCUUUGUUUGCUGGUGGGGAUAUACUGAUUAUGGUACUUAAUAUAUUUUUCUGUACUGAAUCAUUUUCACUACUGUUUUACAGAUUCCAGGAGUCUUAAAUUGUUCUGUAAAAAUGAAUAUCACUCGCUGUUUUAAAUCACAUUGAUGCUUAAUAGAAUGCAAUAAAUCCCUCAAAAUGAGGCUUAAGUUAUGAGCGUAUCUGCUUGUAAGAUCGGUGUUUCUGCAUGUGUGCCUGAGAGGGGGAAUAUAUGAGUGUGUGUCACUGUACAGGUGUGUUUCUCUGCAUCAGGCAGGUCUGUGCGCGGUAAUAGUGUCUCACUUUCAGAGUUAUGGUCUUGUUCCCAGUGACUGCUGGAGAGGAGUGAAACUGUAAUUACCUCUGCACAGAUGGGAGCCGAUCUGCACACACCCUGAGCCUGAGCUGGAUAAUCAUCAUAUCAAAUAAGUAGAAGGGCCUGACCGAGCAGGCAGAGAUGUGCAGCUGUAUGGCAAUGGAAUGGAAAUACAAUUUUUAUUAUCCUUUCAUUGUGCUUCAGAAGUACACCCACAGUAUGGUCUGGAUUGAAAUUGCAAGACUUCUUUUUUAAUUUCUCUGAGGCUCCUGCAUCAGUCAGGACUUUGGAACUGUGUGAUUAUGAGCAGCUGAUACGCUGUAAAAUGAGCUUGUUCUGUACAGAGGUCCCCAGCCUUUUGAGGCUGGUGACCUCUCGAAAUAAAGUAAUGCCCACUUGUGGCCCUUUAAAGCACAGAUUAUAGCUUUAAUGUGGACAUGAGUUGAUUGAGUAGAUGAACCAUAGAGCGACGUUUCCUCUCAGAUUGUUUCAUUUAUUAUAUUUAUUUCAGGCCGGAAGAGGUAGAGGUAUCUAAUAUUUCUGAAGAAAAACAAAAACAU
This is a messenger RNA of Xiphias gladius (swordfish), 3517 nucleotides long. RefSeq names its product E3 ubiquitin-protein ligase RNF128-like. The transcript has a single exon. The record is from RefSeq and is a predicted model, not a curated record. Gene Ontology annotation, cellular component: nucleoplasm; cytoplasm. Bases 308 to 1396 code for a protein of 362 amino acids. NCBI's taxonomy places the organism in Eukaryota, Metazoa, Chordata, Actinopteri, Istiophoriformes, Xiphiidae.